AGCCCCCGUCAUUAUGUGGUGACCGACACCUACCCAGACCGUAGGCAAAGACAAGCCGAAGAAGUCUACUCCUACUCUUACAGCUCAAACGCUGACUCUUCCAACCGCUAUGGUGACCUUAACUCUCGUCCUCAAGUCCGCUCUUCCAGCACGGUCGAAAGUGUGACUCGCACCUCCACUGGAGGGCCCGGAGGGCACACUUACACCUCCGAAAGGUCUUCGCGUAGCCGUGGAGAUGGACCUGGAGGCUACCAUUCCAGCUACAGCUCUACCAGCACUGGGAACUUGCCUGGAGGCACUUCUUAUCGUCAUUGGUCUUAUCGCGUCUAAUUUAGUUCCUUUUUGGAAAUUUGCCCCAAAUAACACUCUAUUGUCUCUAAUUUUUAACUAGUCUGCCUCAAAAUUGAUUAAUAAACUAGAUGGAAAGUCUUCAAUUAGUGUAGGCAAAUCGAUUUAUUUUUGUAUAUUAGCUGUACUCCCACUUGUUUUGUAUUUUCCGAAUAAACUCCAUUUAAACCCGA
Messenger RNA from Dendroctonus ponderosae (mountain pine beetle), 521 nucleotides. RefSeq names its product protein anoxia up-regulated-like. Lineage: Eukaryota; Metazoa; Arthropoda; Insecta; Coleoptera; Curculionidae. The record is from RefSeq and is a predicted model, not a curated record.